AUGACCUCUGCAGCUCCUACUCCAAAAGUUGUCGGCCAAGAAAUGAAAACGGGAACCAAAGUACUCGAAACAGUCAUCGGAGCAGUACAAAGCUUCAAACCUGUAUUGAAUAUUUAUGAACACGCAUGCGGACUUCACUUCUAUGCUCAUGACAUGACACGACAAGUCGAAGCUCACCAUUACUGCUCUCAUCUUAAUGAAGAAGUUCGCCAAUGUGUAAUCUACGAUUCGGACGAGGAGGAUGCUCGAUUGAUUGGAGUAGAAUACAUAAUUUCCGCUAAAUUGUUUAUGGCCCUUCCUGAAGACGAAAAAAAGUUCUGGCAUUCGCACAUCUAUGAAGUAAAAUCUGGUCUGUUGACCACACCAACGUCUCCCGUGAUCCCAAGAACUGUCGCGGAUCAAACUGAAAAUAAAAUUAUGAAAGACUUGAUUGAUACUUACGGAAAGACUUGGCACUUCUGGCAAGUUGACCGUGGUGACAAAUUACCAUAUGGACCAGCUCAGCUCAUGAUGGCGCCACUAGAAGACAGUCAAGUCGACAUGGGCAAAGUUCUGGUACGCGACGAUAAAUACAAAAUUUCUACUGUCGAGAAACGUAAAAUACGCGAAGACAUCCAGCCGAAAUACAAAAAAGAAGCGGACGCGGAUCAUUGGGCAGCUCGAGAAGACGGACAAGUCUACCAAACUGAAAUGAUACUUGUUCCGCAAAAGAAAAAAUAUUGA
Molecule: messenger RNA, 723 nt
Organism: Ambispora gerdemannii
Lineage: Eukaryota; Fungi; Glomeromycota; Glomeromycetes; Archaeosporales; Ambisporaceae
Source: the annotation of a GenBank genome assembly